Molecule: messenger RNA, 1666 nt
Organism: Daphnia pulicaria
Lineage: Eukaryota; Metazoa; Arthropoda; Branchiopoda; Diplostraca; Daphniidae
Product: phosrestin-2-like
Exons: 8
Coding region: 132-1310 (392 amino acids)
Biological process (GO): G protein-coupled receptor internalization; signal transduction
Cellular component (GO): cytoplasm
Molecular function (GO): G protein-coupled receptor binding
Source: RefSeq, a predicted model, not a curated record
AUGCCCUAGUCGGCCCCAGUCUUGGAUUUGCCUUUUGCCAAGUGGUUGUUGGGAUCUCAUAGUCUUCUCCUUUCAGGUAAAACUGAAUUGGGCGAAUUGUAAAGAUCAGCUGCUGAAACUUGGAUUUCACCAUGUCGGUUACUGUCGAUUCCGUUUUCACCAAAAUGACCCCGAACGGGAAGAUAUCGCUGUUCAUGCCACAGAGGGAAUUUGUGGAUAAUCUAUCAUGGAUUCAACCAAUAGACGGAGCAAUUGUUGUGGAUCGCGAAUACAUCCAUCCAGAACGUUCGAUAGCUGUUCAGUUGGUGAGCGCGGUACGAUAUGGACGCCAAGAUGACGAAGUUAUGGGCUUAAAUCUAUCGAAAGAAAUAUGCCUGGCUAACGUAAUUGUGAAUAAAGUUGCACCGCCCGAGCAUCUCACCCAAAUGCAGCAAAAUCUUGUUCGCCUUCACGGCGACGCUUGUUUUCCUUUCCAUUUUGAUUGGCCGCGAGGCAUCGGACCCAGUUUGACGAUCCAGCAACCAGAAGCUUUCAAAGGCGAGCCAUGCGGAAUCCGACAUUUCAUUGAAGUCUUUUGUCUCUACCGAGGAAGUUUUCAACCUCACAAACGGAGCUCUAUCCACUUUAACGUGGAUAUGAUUCAAAAGUACGGAUCGGCUGAGAAAUCGGCCAUGUGGAUCCCGCCAGCCACAACAGUCAGCCGUCCGCUUUUGCUUGCUCUUGGACGUGUAGACAUGGAAGUUUGCCUAGAAAAAACAUCGGUGGCAGACGGAGAGCCGCUUAUAAUCAAUGUUUCCAUUGUGAAUCAAUCCAACAGGAACAUCAGAGGAAUGAAGAUAUCGCUGACUCAAUUCUAUAAGCUCUCAUUUUCGGAAGGCAAACGUAAAAUGCCAGUGAAUUCCACAGAAAUUAACACCGGAUUUCCUAUUGCGCCAGGAGGCACUCUUAAUCAGACUGUUAUGCUUGUUCCUCGUGUUCCGUCGGCCACAGCCGGUUCUAAGCAAGUGGGCCUGGCAGUGCGUCGCUGCAUGAGAUCGAAAACAUUUCAAUUAGCUCCAAGUACACUUUUUGCCGAAUCCGGUCAUUCAGACAUUUUCGGCUUCAUUAUCUCGUAUCGAGUUCGGGUCAAGCUGGUAGUUUCUCAGACACCUCUGAAUUCCAACGUCAUGGCCGAAGUGCCCGUGUUCAUCGUUGCUAAAAGGGACAGUGAACACUAUUCACACCAUGUGCCUGACAUCGAGAAAUGCACUGACGAUACUUCUGGUACCGUCACUUUUCGGAACAGAAGUGCCGCAUUUGCUAAGUCAUAAAAUGUUCUAUCACUGAAAAGUUGCCUUCAAGAAAGAAGGAUUAAAUCUCAUUGAAUUUCGGUGGCAUAUUUUUCUAUUCAUUUCGUAGAUAAUUUUGAUCAAAGAGUUUAAUGCAUCAUAUUUUGAUUAUUUUCACUAUAUUCUUCAUUAUAAUAUACUUUACCGAAUGUAAUUAGUUUUUUUUUUACCCUUUUAUGAGAAACCUUAUAACUAUGAAAAUAUUUACCAUUAACGUUUAUAGUGUAUCGUCGGUUUUAUAUCCAUUAAAAAGUCUUUAUAUAAUUUGUUCUAUAAUAUGUCUGUCUAUAAAACAGCAAAUUUGAAUAGAAAUAACAAGAAUACAUUCCUUAAACAUA